This is a messenger RNA of Lathyrus sativus (Indian pea), 1377 nucleotides long. NCBI's taxonomy places the organism in Eukaryota, Viridiplantae, Streptophyta, Magnoliopsida, Fabales, Fabaceae. The record is from the annotation of a GenBank genome assembly.
AUGGAAAUUUCUGAUAGCAGAAGAAAUUCAUUCUCAGAGCUAGAAAACACCAAAUUCACCAAUAAUUGCGGUGAACCCAGAAUUUUAAAUCAUGAAAAAGAGUCUUUUCAUGAGUUAUAUCCUGAUGCCCUAGACAUGUUUGAUGGUUAUUCUGAAUCAAGUGAUCAUUCAAUUGGUAUGUUACCUUGUUUUACAAACAAGCUUUCUAAUGUUAGCUUAAAGAAUGUGCUUGUUGGGGCAAUUUCAAACAAAACAUCGACAACCACUGAUAAUCAGUUGCUGUCUGGAAGUUCUGAUGUAAUGUUCCUUGACAUUGGAGAGAACGGUGAUACGGUCAUUGACUCUUCCGUGUAUACGCCAAGUGCUCCCCCUCCUCCGGUUGGGAUUGAUUAUGGUGUCUAUAAAGACGUGCUAGAAGCUGAACCGCUGGAGUGGCUACCUGAUAGUUCUACUUCUGGUUGCAUGAAGUGUAGUGCUCUAUUUACCGUGCUUACUCGUGGAAGACAUCAUUGCCGGUUUUGUGGUGGUGUUUUCUGCCGGGUGUGUACAAAGGGGAAGUGUUUGUUGCCGGUUAGGUUUAGGGAAAGGAACCCGCAGAGGGUUUGUGAUGCUUGCUAUGAGAAGCUUGAUCCUGUGCAAGAUUUUCUCAUCGAUACUGUUAGUAAUGCUGUGCAGGUCGCAAAGCAUGAUGUAAUGGAUUGGACUUGUUCUAGAGGGUGGCUUAAUCUUCCUGUUGGUUUGUCUAUGGAAGAUGAGAUAUACAAAUCAUCUAAUACUUUGAGAAGCUACUGCAAGGUGGCCAGAUCCAAUCCUGAGAGGUCAAUUCCUUUAGCCAUUCUAACCGAAGCGAAAGGGCUUGCAAUUUUAACCGUUGCGAAAGCCGGUGCAUUGCUCUCUUACAAACUGGGUACUGGUUUGGUUGUUUCUAGAAGGUCAGAUGGAUCUUGGUCAGCACCAUCAGCAAUAUUCUCCCUAGGUUUAGGAUGGGGUGCCCAGAUUGGUGGUGAACUUAUGGACUUUAUAAUUGUGCUUCGUGAUAUCAAAGCUGUGAGGACAUUUUGCAGUCGCAUGCAUUUUUCUAUUGGUGCUGGUUGUAGUGCUGCUGCAGGGCCUAUCGGAAGAGUGCUUGAAGCAGAUAUUCGUGCUGGUGACAGAGGUUCUGCCAUGUGUUAUACAUAUAGUUGCAGUAAAGGUGCAUUUGUGGGAGUGUCAUUGGAGGGAAAUAUAGUUGCAACCAGGAUGGAUACCAAUCUGCGUUUUUACGGUAGUUCUUAUCUCACAACAUCUGAAAUUCUUUUAGGGAUGGUGGACAAGCCAGAGGCUGCAGAGCCAUUGUACGUCUCUCUUCAAGACUUGUAUUCCAGUUUACGCCAUUAG